CUGUGGUGUGUCUGUAAUCCGGCCUCUGUCUGCCUCACAAACACACAAGUAGAGAAAGACGAGAGGGAGACGGAGGGACAGAAGGACGAGAGUUUGUUGUCAGAAUGAGUCGGCAACAUAGUCCAGCGAUGGAAAGCAUUUACACAUAGAUAGGUGAAUAGAUAGAUAGUUGAAUAGAUCUAUUUCCUAGAAGUUAGUGAGUGGGUGUCAGCUGUAUGUGAAGCAGAAGGAAGAAAAGGAGGAGAAACAUGAGCCGGCAACAGCAAGAGUCCCAGGGAGUGGUUUUAACGGGUUACCACAGCAACGCGGAACUGUUACCGAAAACUGGACCGUGUGAACCCAGCUGUCCGUCAGCCCAGGACCUCGAGUCCACCGUGCCCAGUCGCAGAACAGGCCACUACACUGUUCAACAGAACCAGAGCCCACAUCACGGAGACAAAUCUGGGCCUUCCACUACCACCAACAGUACAAAAACCACCAGCACUGACCCAGCGUCGCUAUUAAACCCAAGCAUUGUCGCUUGCCCCAGGUUUCAGCCCUCCUCCUGCCCCAGACACAGUCCCAAUUCCAAGCCCAGACCGCGGCCCCCAUGUCAGCGCUGCAACUCUCAGGAAUCUCUGGACGAGCUGGAGAUGGACGACUAUUGGAAGGAGGUGGAGAAUAUCACUCGCUCAGGAGGAGGAGCAGGGAGGGGAGAAGGUGGAGGAGAAGGGGAAGUGCAAGAGGAGGAGCAACAGAAGAUUCCAGAGGAAGGUGAACAGGAAGAGGCUUGGCUUACAGAGGCAGGGCUGGCACGGCUGUUUGAUGAUUCACUAGCAGCUGACCAGGAUCAGGAAGAAGACAGCACAGUGUUCCUGUCCACAUUGACUAGAUCUCAGGCGGCAGCUGUAGAACGUCGUGUGACAUCACUACAGCAGACAUGGCUACGGCGACGCAACCGGCAACACGUUCCCGAUGUCAGGGAUAUAUUCAGACCUCCUGAAAAGGAUGAGGAGCCUAGUAAACUUAAAGGGGGAAGUGAGAAUGGACAAAAAGAUGUCACUUCAGCUGCAGAAAUAGAGACAGAGCUGAAUGUUGAAGUGGCGUUUUCAGAGCAGGCACUCACUUACAGGGACAACAAUCAAAAGUUAAACGUCAUCACUAGCCCUAACUCACCUGAUGACAAAUUACCAAACUUUAAGCUGCUCCGAGAUAAAACAGGUCAGACCAGAAUUGGAGAUCUGUCUCCUCUGGAUAUGAAAAAGGUGCAUAGACUGGUGCUUGUGGAGGCGACUGCUCUGUUUGACACCGCUGGGAUAGACCUCAAGGCACACAAAGCUGUCAAAGUUAAGACAAAAGAAAGUGGUCUAUUUGGUGUUCCUCUUGCCACUUUACUGGAUCAGGACCAGAGGCGGGUUCCCGCAACCAAAGUGCCAUUCAUACUGCAGAGGUUUAUUAGUCAUAUUGAGGAGGAGGGACUAGACAUCGAGGGGCUACUCAGGAUCCCUGGGGCAGCCACCAGAGUAAAGUCACUGUGCCAGGAGCUGGAGUCCUCUUUCUAUGAUGGGGUGUUUCCAUGGCAACAGUUGAAGCAGCACGAUGCUGCUAGCCUUUUGAAGCUGUUCAUCAGGGAGUUACCCCAUCCACUGCUGACUGUGGAGUACCUCAACGCAUUUAUUGCUGUCAACAAGCUCCCCACAAAGAAGCAGCAGUUGCAGGCUUUGAACCUGUUGGUCCUUCUGUUACCUAAGGCCAAUCGGGACACUUUGAAGGCACUAGUGGAGUUUUUCCAGCGUGUGAUUGACCACCAGGCCAAGAAUAAAAUGACUCUUAACAACGUCUCUGUUGUCAUGGCACCCAACAUCUUCAUGUUCAAAGGCUUCCGCUCCAAGGUUACAGAACAACAGGAGUUCUCCAUGGCAACAAGCACAGCCAACAUCGUCCGGCUGCUGAUUCGAUACCAGAAUCUUCUAUGGACAAUCCCCAAGUUCAUUAUGACCCAGGUCAGACAACAAAACAUGGAAAGCCAUCGCAAACUCAAUAAAGAGAGGGCUGUAAGAAAGCUACUGAAGAAGAUUACCACUGAGAAACCAUCUGAGAAAGCUGUCUCUGAGGAGAGUUCACAGGGAUUUAUCCGAGUUCAAGCACCACAAUUCAGUAAAGUGUCCAUGGCAGUUCAGCUUACUGAAGAGUUGCAGGCUGCUGAUGUAUUAACACGCUUCCUCAGCCAGGAGAGUUUAGUGGCAGUGAAACAAGAAGAGCUGUGUCUCUAUGAGAUUGGAGGAAACAUCAAGGAAAGAUGUCUAGAUGGGGAAACUUACAUGAAAGACCUCUUCCAGCUGAACCCUGCAGCAGAAUGGGUCAUCAAAUCUGUGCAACGAUAAACUCGUUCCUACCAUCAUGCCCUGCUGGAUAAUGGACUGCUCCAAAUUUUCCCCAAUGUAUGCUACUAAGAGCAAACGCCACCUGGAUUUCUGAGGUUUCUGCUGGUUCUGAAUGUACUCAGACUUUGUUUGUUUGCUUGUUGCUUAUGCGCACAUGGGGUUGCAUUGGUUUUCCUUGAAAACUGCCAAAACAAUACAACUAGUCCAAUGGCAUUCUUAAAACAUUUGAAUUUUUUCCACUGAAUUGAACAACUACGUUGUCAGACAAGAAAAGGGAAAAGAAUGUGCUUGGAUAUUGCACAACACAGACUUUUUUCCACUCUGCCUUAUACUACAUGUUGGAAUUUUGGCCCUCAAUGACUCUUAGCCUAAAGCAUCAGACAGUUGAGCAGGGUAAAUAAAAGCACCAUUGUCUUCGGUGGAGUUCUGACAAACCACUUUAGUUCUGUGGUUGAAAUACAUCGUUUCUCCCAGUUUGUCAGCAAUUAAGCUACAACAUUGUGAUUCUUAACAGUAUGUGAUACUAUAAUAUAUAUAUAAAGUAUCGCAGUUGAUUUAUUGCCACUAAUUACUUUGUUGUGUCUUCAGUAAUACGCUGAUAUUAUAUAGUUUGGGACAAUAAAACAUCAAAUUUUAUUAAAUCAUGAAUCAGUUAUAUAACAUUUUAAUUCUAUUUUCUAUACAAAUAAUUUUUUAGAAAAUUGGCCUUUAUUUAUUUUUUAUCUUAUUAAAAGCCCAAAAAUUAAACAUGUGGUCACAAUAUUAAUUGUGAAUAUAUUAAAGCACUUGAUUGUAACCGGAAAAGGAUGAACAUUGGAGUGAAUGGGCAUAAAGGGGUUUAAAAGCUGGAUGGGGACUUCAGAGACAGGAGAGGUGAUGAGGUACUACUAUACUGUAAGUUAUAUAUGAGGGAGGGGCCUUCUAUUGUGGCACACCUCAAUAGUGACCCCACAACCUUUCAUAAUAAUGUCAUCACUGAUAGCUAACCAGAACAUGCAAUGAUGACAUCACUGUUUUUAAGGUACAUUCAAACUGCUGUACAUUAUAACAUUUAAAACCGAUGUUUGAGUAUGUCAAUAUAUGGUCCAUCUUAAAAAACUGCUACUCGCCAGUGUACAAAUGUAAACACAUUUUUAUAUAUGUAUAUAGUAGCCUAUGUGUUUGCUUGCAUGUAAAUCAUCAAUUGCCUUACAAGUUUUUUGUAAGUUACAAGACUUGAUCAUUUUAAAGAUGACUCACUCUAUAAAAGGCCUUCAAUGAUAUACUGUCACAUGAUGGGUUUCCAAAAGUAUGUGGACACUACUUUUUUUGGCUUUUGCUGUUUUUGAUUUUUGGCUCUGUGCUUUUCACAGUCUGGAGCACUUUAUAUAGCACACUGGCAAAAGUUGUAAUAAUCCAGGAAAAGAACAUCUUUGGCACAUAGCUGUGCUAGUCUAAUCUGAUUCAGUUUGGUUUCUCAGAGUUUUAACAGCCUGUGGAGGAUCAUUUCAGCACCACAAAGUCAAAUAUUGCAGAUAAUACUCUUGUGGAAAUUACAAAUAAUGUGCCCCUGUUUGAAAAUGUAAUUAGCUAAGUAACUCUCUGCCUUGUAUUAUCUUGUUUACUGUGAAUGUUUUUUUUUUUUUUUUUUUUAAAUGAUGUCUUUGUCUUAUUACCACCUCUGAAAUGACCACUAAAGCAGCCUGUAAAUAAACAUGUAGUUAUUACAUACUGCA
Molecule: messenger RNA, 4078 nt
Organism: Etheostoma cragini (Arkansas darter)
Lineage: Eukaryota; Metazoa; Chordata; Actinopteri; Perciformes; Percidae
Gene: arhgap18
Product: Rho GTPase activating protein 18
Exons: 18
Coding region: 249-2363 (704 amino acids)
Biological process (GO): signal transduction; regulation of actin filament polymerization; regulation of small GTPase mediated signal transduction
Cellular component (GO): cytoplasm
Molecular function (GO): GTPase activator activity
Source: RefSeq, a predicted model, not a curated record